AUUGAUACGUGCUACAUCGAUAAAUCUAGCUCGGCAGAGCUUCAAGAAGCGAUCAAUUCCAUGUUCACAUGGUAUCGAGACUCGUAUAUGCUACGUGUAUCUUGUAAAUGCAUCCAUCCGCAGACUCGACAUGGAACUAUAAUACCCGCUUGGGCGUAUGCUUCGGACAGCGGUUAA
Molecule: messenger RNA, 177 nt
Organism: Eremomyces bilateralis CBS 781.70
Lineage: Eukaryota; Fungi; Ascomycota; Dothideomycetes; Eremomycetales; Eremomycetaceae
Exons: 1
Source: RefSeq, a predicted model, not a curated record